AAAUAUUUAGAAAACGUGAGAGUUAAAAGUGUCGUUUCCUAGAGUUCUGAAAAUUUCGAGAGAAGUUCCAUUUCUUUCCAUUCCAUGGAGGAUAUUUGAUUCGAACUCUUAAUCCUUCUAGAUUCAACUAGAAUUCUCCACACUCACUGAUCCUAUGCUUUUUCCACUCCAUCCGUCCACCUUCAUCGGAGCAUCUCUCGUCCUCAACUAUCAAUACCUUUCCUCUAUCGCAGGUUCAUCGUUUCAUCUAUCUAAACACACAAAUCAGCGAAUUCGAACAUGUUCGGCGUCGUCUUUCCCAAUCGAAGCUUUCCGAUGGACAUUUCAGCUUUCUCUCAAAUCGACACUUUCCAUUGGGUUCUCGACAUGAACACAUUCGUCGGUGAAGCUUACGAUCAGAUUCGUGAAAUGUGCAUUUUCUUAUUGAAUAAUUUCACUCUUCCGCCCGAUAAAGCUCUGGCUGUCUAUAUUCAAUCCCCUGGAUCUCCGUUUCUCUUCUGUGGUGCUGUAACCCUAGCCAGACCCUCGGCAGUGCUAUCUCUUCCAUGGCCGGAGCCGGGUGGUCAGAUGCAGCUUAUGCCACCCGAUUCGGCUCCUCUCUCUGCUAAAAUUGGAGUCUCCGUCCAGGAUUUGGCUUCCUUGCAGUCGCUUGAUGUGACGGCGGAAAAGCGGAUUGAGCGUCUGGCUCUAAAAGUUGGUGAGAAUCUGUUCAAUUUCAUGCAAUCUUUCUGCGGUGUUGAUGGUUCAAAGUUGAUUGUGCCAAUGGAUAUCUUGGAUAGAUGGUUCAAAAAGUUUCAGGAGAAAGCCAAGCGUGAUCCUGAAUACUUGAAAGGCUUCGUUUUGUAAGGAUCCAUUCUGCCCCCAUCAUCUUUUUUUGUUGGGAGGGGAAGAUUUUUGUGAUGCUGUAUUGUAAAGUAGUUUGUGUUAAAUGAAUUAGGUUCUGUGUUUUUUUAUGGAUUGCGAAAGUCGAUUUUUCCUUCAAAUCUCUGAAUUUCUGUUCUUCUGAUUCUGUAUCUCGUUUUGAUAUGAAAGAAAAUGGGCUUCUGCCAUUGCUGCAGAAAAGAGCAGCUUGUGGUUUGUUA
Molecule: messenger RNA, 1082 nt
Organism: Cucumis melo (muskmelon)
Lineage: Eukaryota; Viridiplantae; Streptophyta; Magnoliopsida; Cucurbitales; Cucurbitaceae
Product: protein OPI10 homolog
Exons: 2
Coding region: 280-846 (188 amino acids)
Biological process (GO): protein import into nucleus
Cellular component (GO): nucleus; cytosol
Molecular function (GO): nuclear import signal receptor activity
Source: RefSeq, a predicted model, not a curated record